Molecule: messenger RNA, 495 nt
Organism: Neodiprion virginianus
Lineage: Eukaryota; Metazoa; Arthropoda; Insecta; Hymenoptera; Diprionidae
Exons: 2
Coding region: 1-495 (164 amino acids)
Source: RefSeq, a predicted model, not a curated record
AUGGAUUAUGCCUAUCGAAACCUGCUACCGCGUUUUCAAGUGUUAUUAAGACGGAGAAAUCUCGAAGAUCUGGAUGAUUUAGAGGAUACCGCCCGACAAUUGGAGACGAGUUUUGCGGCAAGUAAUAGAUACCACGCACCACCGACUCCCGAAAACUCACUGCUACCGGAACUAGCAUAUCGCGAAACACGCGCUCUGAACGACGAGCAAACCGUCAAAUUACGGAAUUUACUAAAAACAGAGAUAGCCCCAGCGUCCGAUGAAAUAGGUGCGACUGAUUUGGCCACCCACCACAUAGACGUAGGUGACCAUCCCGCGAUUAGACAACAAGCGUAUCGAGUAUCGCCGAAGAUACAAGAAGCUAUCGAUGAGGAGGUUGAUAAAAUGCUCGCUAACGGAAUUAUCGAACCCUCACACAACGAAUGGGCAAGUCCGAUUGUAAUGGUUAAAAACCAAAUGGCUCCUACCGUUUUUGUAUUGAUUUCCGGCAAGUAA